CCAGAUUGCUUUAAUUCAGAUGCCAUUGGUGUCAGCAUGUCUAUGAAAUCACCUAUUUUGCGACUGAUUUACAAUCAUGUCGCCUUCCCGCCUAAUCUGCCAGGAACUCGUGAUUCUGACGAGGAAACAAUAAGCGUGCAUAAAGAUCUGAUAACCAGAUUGAUUGACGCGAUCAGUAUUCUCAAACAAAAUGCCAACGAUGAGACUUUGGACGCUUGGCAGUUAAUAGAAGCAUCACUGAGGUCGUGCUUGUUACUGCACGCAAAUGGGUUUAUCAAUAAAGAAGGAUUUCUGAAUGCUUUAGGCAAUUUUCAUUCUGGAACGAGUAUUAUUCUGUACCUUGAGUUACAGAAUGCUUGCCUCUUUAUACGGAGGUCGAGACAAAAUAGGGAUGACGAAGAAAUUGUGUUCGAAGCCUUCGAAACAUCCCCAACUGCAAAACAGACAUUAGCGUCAAAGGGGGCUUUGCAGUGGGAUUUCCCAGGCAUAGCAGUCUCUGUUCCCUUGCAUGAAUUCGAGGAUUCGGUAUUUCGAGAUAGUUUGUCAACGUUCAUCGAGAAAGCUAGCAUCGAAACAAUAGAUGAGUUCGUACCAAAAACGCAAAAGACAGGCACAAUGAUUUCCGAACAUCGUGAUACCACGGAUCCAGCGAUAAUCACACAAUUCUUGAUGACAGUAUUAGAAGUGAACGGAAACAGUAUAAACCCGCCACUAUUGCGAAAGCGCAUCAGGGAUGACGUUUGCUGGGACAAGGCAGAGCUUCCUUGGCGUCGAAGCCCAUUUUGGCUGGUGCUGAGAGUUUGUAUACAACGCUUGCUUUACUUACAUCUCGGUUCAGAGUGCGGACGGGUUCAGUACAAGUCCUUGAUAAGCAUUUUCCUGGCAAAACUUUUAGAAAGCUCAGUCUACGAAUUGGAGCCGGAAGAAACAAAUUUUCUUAAAGCCAAAUUGUGUCGUCGUCUAGCAAAAUUGGAGCUUGAGAUAGGUAAACUCGACGAGUUUCCUGGUAUUUCCAAUCCAGGUCUAUCUACGAAAACAAUGGAGAUUUGCCAAAAGUCCAUAGAAAUUACCACAAGACAUUCAAUGGAAGCAUGGAAGUCGUUUAAAGCCGCAUUCAAGCGUCAAAUUCCAACCCUUGCCCAGUGGGCGCACGAUGAUGACUUCCGUCUAAGGAUGCCAAACAGCUCUCCGUAUCUGCGAGAGGUGUUGAAUCACAAAACUGGCCACUUGAACUUAGAGUCUAAGAUUGCAAAAAAAGGAUUAUCAAACCCCAAUACGAAGAAGACCACAACUGAACAAUUCGACGCAUUGACUAUGAAAUACUCUGCAUUAGCGGAUAUUGAGAUGUCAAUUGAAACUAGUACAAGAGACGUUCCAAUCGAUCAGAGACGGCAAACUCAAUGCAAUACUGUGGCCAGUGAGAUAGAAAGUUAUUUUGGAGCGGUGGGUGACGCAUACGAAGAUAAUCCUGAGCAGAUGAGUAUCUUCAUCUUGUCUUUGUUUGAGAUGUGGGUUCAUAUGGACAAAUGUGCGAUAGUCGCAUAUCCACUUUUGAGAAACCUUCAUCCUUGGUUUGAACCAGAGUUGCUCGACGUGUUACAUUUGUCGAGACAAAAAGACUUUGAGCGUCUCCAGGAAAUCCAGCUUUAUCUCCUUGAACGUGGUGCGAAUGCAGAAGUGAAAGAAACCACUAUUCUUUCAGACCCAUCAUCAGGCUGUCUCGCCAAUCUAUAUAUCGACAGCAGCUUCGGGAAUGAGAUACAGAAGCUUCAAGAAAAAAUAGAUAAAGCAUCUUUCGAAGCCAGGCUAGCGAAGCAGGCUGAGCUUGACAGAGUCAAUGCCAGGUUUCAGGAUCUUACGGAGAGAAAAGCGGCUACGUCAUGUACUCAACGACGACGUCCAGACGGAACUCAUGAUGAUCGAGGCUGCGAGUACUGCUACUGCGUUCGCCAUCGAUAUUAUCUGAAGAUCAAAGUCCACGAAGAUUUUCUUCCCACCGACAAGAACUCGGCACAGAAAAACGCUGUUUUACUUGAGUUGGCAAUGCCAGAAUCCCUCAUUGCCUACCGAAACACCACUUGGAAUAUAAUCGCGACAAUCUGUGCCAAUUCUCCAUUGCCAAAUUCAGGACAGCCGGAGAAAUUAUUAGGAGAUUUUACUCCAUUAAAGCAGUACAACCGCCACCGGAAUGAAAAUGGUAUCACCCUAGCAUCUCGCACAAAGUCCUACCUUGGCACACAUUUUAAGUGGAAGAAAUUGCCUGCAAGGCCUCAAAGAAUCAUGUUUCCCUUCGGCAUGGUACUUUCUUACUAUGACAAUAGAAGGAAAAUAUGGCUAAAGGAUUUCCCCAGACAGCUAACACUAGCACACCAUUUUGCCUUAAAGCUACCAGCACAUCUCCCGUUUAGCUCGCUCUACUCGACCAGUGCAUUUUGGCCCGAUAAACAUGGCCCUUCGUCAUACCAAACAGCUGCUAGUAUCACUGAAUGUCCUUCGACGUUGACAGUGCAUGAAUUCGUUGCUAAUAAAAAUCUUAUUGGUGGAAGAUGUCGUCGUUGGCUAUCGAUUCUUGCUGAACUGGGCUCUUCCAAUAUCAAUUUUAGCUUGCUAGACACCACUUAUCUUUUCUAUCUCCUUGCCCACCAGGCAGGUCCAAGACUUGAAAGUGAUGUGCGACGAGUGGUUCAUGUUAUCUUCAAAGACGUCAUAUUUUGCAAUCGGUUGAUAGACCAAAUAGGACGGCAUGUAGAUUUAAUUUCAGAAAACUGGAGGGAAAGUAACUACAUGGAAACGAUGCUCGCCUUGACACUUCAAACUUACGUUCUAUGCUGCCCAGAAGCAUCUACACGAGCGAAAGAAAUGCUAAUGAAGAUCCGACGUAUCACUCACACAUGGAUAUCUUACUUGCGCCACGAAAUGCGGAAUGUGCAGGAAGUGGAUAUUGCGGAGAAGGCUGCUCGUUACUGCUUCUUAUCAGCCUUAUUAUGCCGUCGCACAUUUCUUGUCGAACGACCUCGAGAAGAUGGGUUGGACCCAAAUUCUCUGCAGUGUUUCAUUGAAGCAACCCUAGCUAUGCAGGAGGCUUUGGUUGUAGAUAUAAGCAAAUUCUCAAUUUCAACCCGGAACAUGUUGAUCCGUGAUAUCAAGAUGGCCGUGGCACUACGGAGAAUUAUUCAGGACUCGGUAGCCAAGAACUCCGCGCCUCUCAGUGCUGCUAUUGAUACAGUGUGGCCAAAUACUAACAAUAUCCCACGAGUAUACUCAAAUUGGCAGGUCUUACCGUCUCCGUAUGACUUCUGGGUAACGUCAAUAAUUGAGCCCACUGAGUACACAGUCACCCAGGUAGUUCAUUAUCACUUGCUAGAGGGCCAUUUGUUGAUCGACGGGCAGCCUAUAGGCAAGUUGCCUGCAGAUAUCAGGGAUUCUGAAAUACUGAAAGAAUUGUUUGGUAAUCAGCGUUUGGUGGCUUUCCCAUCAAACAUGCCCAACAUGAGGUAUGUACUUUCAGUGGUUAAAGAGGACAAUUACAUUCAUAUCGGGUAUCGAAACAACGAGCUUAUCGUCCGGGCUCAGAGAUUGGGCUCAAUCUUUGAGCUGGUUCCCCGCCAUGUCUUUAGAGGGAACAAUGACUUUGAUUUACCAGAGCCAUUGGUCGAGAACUGCGUUCACUGGGUGGAAUUAAAGCAAGGACUUCUCCACAUUAGGCGACAUCCGCGUAUUUGGCAGGGUAACGCAUGGGAAAUUGAUAUUAUCAAAAAGACAGGACGCCGACGUCAAACGGCCCUUGUUGACCCUCAUAGCAGGCUUUUCAAAUCCAUAGCUCGGAUAUUCGCCCACUUUGAACAGCCUUGGAUGUUGACUGUCUGUCAGCCAUUAAAUAGAACCAUCUCGGUGGAACUAAAACGAAUGGACCUUACGUUUUAUGUCAAUAGAAGGAAUCUCCUUCAAUGCAGACAGCUAGCAGCAGAGAUAGAUCCUUAUCAGGAUCCAGGGACCUUUUACGGACUUCAGAGUAUGAUCGUUCUUCGCAGCAUCUACAACCGUAUGCAGCGCAGUAUUAUCACUCCACUUGGAAAGGUCCACUACAAGCGACAGGGAAUGCACGUCUGCAUCAAUAUAGAGAAUGAUGGCUCUCAUGCUAGAUACGGAAUUGAUAGCGUAUUGGGACGACUGACUAGUCCAGCUGAGCCACGUCUUUUAUACCACAAGGCGUUGCUUCAUGCCUUGACAUCAUGCUUCAUUUGCGACCCGUUGACAGGUCGCAAUGGAACAGAGGAAGCACUUGCUUCCUUACAAUCUGGAGUAUGUCAGCCAUUUGUUCCACUACACAAGGACCGGUUGGAAAUCCUUAGGGCAAUAGCCAGUCUAGCUCCACGGCGGGGAUAUUACCCUGAGCAUAAACAAGUUCAGCAAACGGUGCAUUGGAACGCAAAUCUGACAACAACUAUUCAAAACGAUGCGUUCGAGCCCGUAGUAGAUGCUAUCAUAGCUAAAUCCGACCGUCUAUCUCUAUUCCAUCAACAGGUUUCGGAGCCUCCAACAGAUACUCCAGCAAUAGACGGUCCUCCAUCUACUAUUCCACACCUGCGACAAAGAGCCAUUUGGCGUAGAUUCCUUUAUGAGCGCCCUGGCAUACUAUAUCCUGAGCCGUUUCUUACCUCAGAUACAAAAUACAUUUCCCGAGACGGCCGAUUGUUCUCAUCGCGCUUGCACAACGUCCGUGAAAUCGUGGGUCUAGUUAAACAACGGCCUAAUUUAGUUCAUACAACUAAGAGUCUCAUUGACCUGCUAAACCAGCAACCUAUUAUCGGAGGAUACUCUAAGGCUUAUUCACAGAGUACUUUAGAGGAUAGUUUGAUCGCAAAUCUUUUUCAUGAAUGGGGCGGACUGAUUAACCUGUGCAUUGAAUCUCAGUUGGAAGUCACCUAUGAAAUUAUGUUUCAAUUGGGCAUGGUCGCCUUUGGAAAAAACGCUGAUAUGACACUAUUAAGAACGAUUGCUUCGUUCUUCUUUUUGCAAGAUCUUAAGGGGCUUCAUCCACCUCCGCAUUCAUCCUUCAUCGGCUUUGAAGUCAACGAAAGCCCACUAGUUGAAACAUUGGUAGAUCUCAUGAAGCCGUUCAUCGAAGUCUAUACGGGUCCGGCUGGAAAGAAGACAAAAAAGAAAAAGCAAGCCGCUUGGGUUGUUUGGAAUCAAUUAUCUGAGGAGCGUUUGGAAGAGUGUAAAAGAUUUUCCAGAUUUCUGAUUGAACAGUGGCCCUGCCCAGAACCUUCUGUGGGCACUUUCCACGCGACAUAUAUAAGUACGUCUACGGCAAUAAAUGCUGUGAUUCCAGAAUGGCGACGCUUGUAUCACAACUUACAACUCUUUUCUCACAUUGAAGACGUCCAACGAAUACUCAAUAGACACUUCGCAGAAAGGACAAAUAGUAAGGACCCCAAAUUAUGCACUGAAAACGAACUUUUUGGGGUGUCUUUUUAUGUCUUUUCAAUUCCUCGACUUGGAAAAGACCUUAUGAGACAAACGGGCCCGAAGAUUGACUCCCAUCACGCUCUAAAUUGGGUUGACGAUUGGGUAUUCAAAGAAGCACUACCUUCCACCCAGCCAGGCCAAUCUAGAAAACCAUAUCUUCGGGCUCCUGAGACUCUAGAGCUAGAGUUGAUUACAAGUGACUUUACAAAUUCGGAAUGCCCCAUACAAUCCAGUUACGGAAAUGAUCUUAAUGCCAGUAUCGCAGCUUUGAAGAUGGUGGAAGUAUCAGCAAUCAACGAGUCGAGUCUGGAUGUCGAAUUCGUGGAGGGUGUAAGAUGGCUGAAUGGCAUUAUCAAUGAGGCCAGAGCUGUCGUGGAUGAAAUGUAUGCCCAGAUAACAAACUCUCUGGUCCAGAUGCAUCCGGCGUACAAAUGGCUACAUCAAGGCAAUCUUUGGCCUUGUAUGACACCUGUAACCAUUCUCGAGCAACUUAGAUCUACAUCACAAUGUAGGUUUGGACGCUACAUGAAAGAGGCAUUGAUUGAAUAUGGGCUUUCCAUAAUAAAUUUGCAGCGACUAAUGCGGCUGAAAGAAGCAUUCGGAAAACGUGAUCAAGCGAAGCUGCACGAUGAAUAUCGCAACCGCGGGCAUGUCAAUUGGGAUCCCUUUUACCAUUCAGAUUGGCUUUUAUUGGAAAUCGAUGGCAACAUGCAAAUUCGCGAAGAACAGAUCAUCGUUGCACAAGAGAUGAUCGCUCCAAAUUCUGACUCCAACUCUGUUCUCCAGAUGAAUAUGGGCAAAGGGAAAACAUCCAUUAUCAUACCAAUGAUAGCAUCCGCUCUUGCUGAUGGGCAAACCCUCUCUAGAAUAAUGGUUCCAAAAGCGUUGUUGUCUCAAACUGCGCAGAUUCUCCAAGCUCGUCUUGGAGGACUGCUGGGUAGGGAAAUUACUCACAUCCCAUUUUCAAGACGCACACCGACAACCACAGAAAUCAUUUCGGAAUAUCGCAAUCUACACAAAGAAACUUUGCUAAAUUCUGGGGUUAUUCUAGCUGUUCCCGAACAUGUAUUGUCAUUCAAAUUGAGUGGACUUCAGCGGGUGUCGGAUUCUAAGAUCAAUGAGGCCAUUGAGAUGGUUGCCAUUCAGCGCUUGAUUGAUGAAACUUGCCGCGAUGUUCUUGAUGAAUGCGAUUUUACUUUGGCCGUCAAAACCCAACUCAUUUACCCUAGUGGUUCUCAGCUUGCACUAGAUGGUCAUCCGGACCGAUGGGGGCUCAUUAUGACAGUUCUGGACAUUCUUGUGCACCUCUUAAGAGAGGCUUCUCAAGAUUUUCCAAAGAGCAUAGAUUUAACUCAGCACACCUAUACGGAAUUUCCUGUCGUAUACUUCCUCAGAGACGAUGUCGAACAUAGUCUCAUCAACAGGCUUAUUGAUAGAGUUUGCUUUGGGCAAGCCGCGAUAUUCCAAAUCAAAGAUUUUACAGCUAAGCAAAGGGAAGCAUUGAAGAGUUUCAUUGGCGAAGAAAGACCCAACAGCACCAUCGUUAAUGAAACACUCACUUGGCUCACAGAAAGGCCUAAGCUUUAUAAAAGCGUUCAUCUACUUCGGGGGCUAUUCGUCCACGGGAUACUCCUUCUAUGUCUCAAGAAGCGCUGGAAUGUACAGUACGGUCUACAUCCUAAUCGAGACCCAAUGGCAGUCCCUUUUCAUGCCAAGGGUGUUCCGUCAGAACAAGCAGAAUGGGGCCAUCCAGACGUCGCAAUUCUAUUUACCAUAUUGGCAUUCUAUCAUGAAGGCCUCACCGUCAAACAACUUCGACAAAGUUUACAGGCCGUAUUGAGGUCCGACGAUCCAGCUACUGAGUAUGAUAAAUGGACCCAGACUUCAUCAACUUUGCCAGAGUCCUUGCGUCAUUGGAAUAUUAUCAAUGUUGAUGACGAGGGACAGGUAGUGGAAAUAUGGCACCAUUUGCGACGGAAGAUAGUCAUCAUUAACUACUUUUUGAGCCAUUUUGUCUUUCCAGUACAUGCAAAGCAGUUCAGCAUCAAGAUGCAGGCGUCUGGGUGGGAUAUCCCACUUAUGCAAGACUUGACAGCCUUGUCAUCUGAGGACAGGAAAAGUCAAGGCCUAACAACUGGGUUCAGUGGCACUAAUGAUAAUCGCCGACUCAUGCCUCUUACUAUCCAACAACAUGAUCUCCCCGGGUUGGCGCACACCAAUGCAGAAGUUCUCACAUAUCUUCUUCAGGAUAGAAACCGGCGAUACAUACAAGCUAUUAAUACCAAUAAAAAACGAUACUCGGAGCAUGAUCUUCUCGCCCGUCUUAAAGCCGAAGGAAUUCGAAUACUCAUUGAUGCUGGAGCAUUCAUCCUAGAAAUGGGCAAUCGAGCACUCGUGAAAGCAUGGUUGGACGAGGACAGAGCGCAAGCUGCGGUUUACUUUGGCCUCGACAAUAAGCCUUGGGUUCAGUACCAAACGGGUAAAACUGUGCCCCUCAUUGCUACCCCGUUUGUAGAUAACAUGGAAAAUUGCUUGAUCUAUGCUUCCGCCUUUAGCAAGGGGGCAUUGACACUUGGUCUAAACCAGACAAAGGAUCACACAGUGCAAGCGGCUAUGCGAUUGCGACAGCUAGGAACGACACAGUCUGUCACUUUUAUCGCACCACCAGAAGUUCAUCAAAGCAUUAUGGAUACUCGCCAGAGAGGCCUCAAUUUGCCGAUAGACUCUUCAGAUGUUCUUCGAUGGCUUCUAAUCCAGACAUGUAACUCUAAUAAGGAUCUUCAACCGUUAUAUUUUGCCCAGGGCAUGGAUUUCUGCAAUCGCAUGCAGGCAGCGGGAAAUUUUAAAAACUUUCUGACGAGCUCUGUACACCAAGAGGGACUUUUGAAAGUCUUGCGGUGUCGUGAACAUCAGACGUUAGAAGAGCUAUAUGGACCAGUCGCUACUACAACUACUGGGCCUACUGACUGCGGACCCUCUACCGGCCCUGUAUUGGCACCAUUUGGUAGCAAAUUAAGAUUUUUCAUGCAAAAACUCCAAGAGAGUUACAAGCUUACAAGUCUCGAUCGUGAGUCCGCACGAGGAUCUGCACUGGAAGAAGUUGAACAAGAACGAGAGGUUGCAUAUGAAAUAGAAGAAGAGAGGGAGCUACAACGACCGGACCACAUGAAAGCGCUAAAGUUUCCAGGUCUAUCCCGAUCCAUUAUCGAAUUUGUGAAGACGGGUAUAUUGGGUGAUGAGACAGAAUGUAUCAAAGCGUCCUUUGUGCUUGAGUCAACCCAAUUAGGGAAGAAGCACAAGAUCCAAGCGUCUACCCUUGUAUCACAUCUUCAUGUCUCGCCGGAAUUUGUCAGAACUGUGCAGAUUAUGAACAAAGAAAAAUAUGACAGUUUUAUUCGCCCUGUCAACUGGUUUCUUUGGAGUAGAAAAUCGGAACAGGCAGUUGUAAUCAUUCCAGAAGAAGCAGAAAUGUUGAUUCCUGUGCUUCGUAGCAGUCCCAAAUCAGCGGCGAUUCAUUUGAUUCUUUAUGCAGCGCCUGUCACCAAGAAUAUGCUGCACUUCAAUCGGAUAGACUACUACUCCCUACCCAGUCUUCCCACGAAGUGGAUUCCGCCCACAUGGCUGCCAUUUGAAGUUGGCAUUCUUGCCGGCAGGCUUUACUUUGAAUUUUCCGAAUAUGAUGGUCUACUUCGCCAGUUGAAACCUCGCUCCGAUGACCUACUAGAUGAAGAACCUGAUAUCUCCAGCAAUAAUUCUAGCCAGACCGAGAAUUUUGUCGGCUUUCUACAGGAAUGGCUUUCUCUUCGUCGACAAGGGCAGGAUAUUUCACAUACUCCCAUGGGGUAUCUCUGUCAAGGCUUACCGCUUCGGAUUGAUCACCCGUUCUUCUCAGAUAUCAAAGUGGAAGAGCAGGGCAAAAAGGCUGAUGAUCAAUUUUUCACUUCAACAAGAAAUCGGGAUUUAAGUGUCAACGAGGAUUAUUAUGAAAGUGAUGACGAGGAAACAGCAUUCGCAUUCGAGGUCAACAAUUUAGAAGACUCUGAGGACGAAGAUGAGUUGGAUCAACCACUAGAAUAGAAUAUUAC
Talaromyces proteolyticus is the source of this 9557-nucleotide messenger RNA. RefSeq lists its product as uncharacterized. NCBI's taxonomy places the organism in Eukaryota, Fungi, Ascomycota, Eurotiomycetes, Eurotiales, Trichocomaceae. The transcript is spliced from 5 exons. The record is from RefSeq and is a predicted model, not a curated record. The coding region runs from base 37 to 9549 and encodes 3170 amino acids.